Drosophila hydei is the source of this 1458-nucleotide messenger RNA. RefSeq names its product protein obstructor-E (gene Gasp). Gene Ontology annotation, molecular function: chitin binding. NCBI's taxonomy places the organism in Eukaryota, Metazoa, Arthropoda, Insecta, Diptera, Drosophilidae. The coding region runs from base 145 to 852 and encodes 235 amino acids. The record is from RefSeq and is a predicted model, not a curated record. The transcript is spliced from 5 exons. Gene Ontology annotation, cellular component: extracellular region.
GGUCCAAGUGGUGCGCUAUCAAAGUUUUGUUCAAGUGCUACGAGCCGCCUCCCCCCCUACUCUCUCAGAUUCGGUUACGUAUCGGCGAGCAACGGUCAAAAGCGUUAUUACCAAAUACACAACAGCACUAAGCUAAACCGCACAAUGAAGAAAUUUUUAGUUGUGUUUGUGGCAUUAUUCGGAGCCGCUGUGGCCCAACAGAGCUUCAAGUGCCCCGAUGACUUUGGCUUCUAUCCACAUGAGACAUCCUGCGACAAAUACUGGAAGUGCGACAAUGGCGUCUCCGAGCUGAAGACCUGCGGCAAUGGUCUGGCCUUCGAUGCCUCAGACUCCAAGUUCCUCACCGAGAACUGCGACUAUCUGCACAAUGUGGAGUGCGGUGACCGUUCAGAGCUGGAGCCCCCAAUCACCACGCCUCACUGUUCGCGUCUGUACGGCAUCUUCCCCGAUGAGAACAAGUGCGAUGUCUUCUGGAACUGCUGGAACGGCGAGCCAUCCAGAUAUCAGUGCUCACCCGGCCUGGCCUACGAUCGUGAUGCACGCGUCUGCAUGUGGGCCGAUCAGGUGCCCGAAUGCAAGAACGAAGAGGUUGCCAAUGGCUUUGCCUGCCCAGCCGCCGGUGAGCUGGCCAAUGCUGGUUCCUUCUCCCGUCACGCACAUCCCGAGGACUGCCGCAAGUACUACAUUUGCUUGGAGGGCGUGGCACGCGAAUACGGCUGCCCCAUUGGCACAGUGUUCAAGAUUGGUGACAGCGAUGGCACUGGCAACUGUGAGGAUCCCGAGGACGUUCCCGGCUGCGAGGAUUACUAUGGCGAUGUAGACCUCAAAGCUUUAAAGAAAUUGGGCUUUUAAAUAAAACAAAACAAAAAAUAUAUAAAGCACACAAAAGCCAAGGCAAAUAUCCUGAAAUCGUGGCGUAAUGAGCAAGAAGCCAGCAGCCAGGAGCCAGGAGCGAGUAACCAGAAGAAGCCGCCAUAAUAGCGGGUUGAAAAGGCUUGCCACACAGCGUUAAGUAUGCAUAAAGAAUAUUAAGAAAUACACACACACACACACACACAGCCACACACACACACGUAUUGUUAAACAGUUGACUUUAAAGACUGAACAAAAGUAGAGACAGCGAAGCCUUAAAAAACAAUAACAAACGCAAUGAAAGAGCCCAGAAACCCGCAUAAUGAAAGCAAAUUGAAUAACUACAAAGUAUUUAGUAACCAAGACAAUAGAUUAAAGACAAAAACCCAAAACCUAAAUCUGUAGAAUAUAUUGUUAAAGGCAUAUAUUUGGCUUCGCGAGCAUGCGGAAACCACAGCAAAGUCCUAGUUAUUACAAGAGCCAAAAGUUAAAGCAGUAAAUGGAAGCAAAGUCAAAUGAAAACUUAACUUAUUAACCAAAUGUCAAAGAAAUAAACAUAAACAAAUACACAGCCGAAGCACAUGCAUUGUAUAUAUAGCUGCGAAA